UUCUGAAUACGGAAGUUGACACAGAGAGCUUUGAGGAAAAACUAACUCAUGAAUCACUGAUAAAGCUGAUGGAGGGCACUAGCUCUAACAGGAGCCCACCCUCCCCUACACCCACCCGUGUGUCCAUGAAGAGUGAUGAGUCCAAUCACAGAGGAAUCAACUUUACAGGAGGAGACUCUUCAACUGGACACCCAAAGAACGAGAGCAGGUCCAAAGAUUUGCCAAUCAACCCUAAAGGAGAAAACUCAUCCAUUGGAAUAUGUCAGCAGAACCAUAAAUCCCAUCUGCAGAAGAAGUUUAAGUGUCUGAUUGAGGGAAUCCCAAAGCAGGGAGACACCAGACUCCUCCAUGAGAUCUACACAGACCUCUACAUCACAGAGGGGGGAGAAGGAGAGGUCAAUGAUGAACAUGAGGUCAGACAGAUAGAGGAAGCAUCCUGGAGAGAAGCAGCACAAGGCAGACCAAUCAAAUGCAGUGACAUCUUUAAACGCUUACUGGAAGAGGAAAGACGCAGAAAAGAACACUUCUUGAAAAAAGAAAGACUCAGAAAAGACGAGGCAGAAAAGAGGGGCAGAAACUUCAACCCCAAACAAUACAACCCCCUCAGAACAGUGCUGACAAAGGGAGUGGCUGGCAUUGGAAAGACUGUUUCUGUGCAGAAAUUCAUUCUGGACUGGGUUGAAGGAAAAGCCAAUCAGGAUGUCCACUUCAUAUUUCCUCUUCCUUUCCGGGAGCUGAACCUGAUGAAGGAGAAGAAACUCAGUCUGGUGGGUCUUAUUCAGUACUUUUUCCCAGAAAUCAAAGAUCCCAGAGUCUUCUCCAUUUCAGAGCACAGAGUCAUGUUCAUCUUUGAUGGUCUGGAUGAGUGUCGACUUCCUCUACAUUUCCGCUCCAACCCGACCUGUUGUGAUGUGACAGCACCAGCCUCAGUGGACGUGCUGCUGACAAACCUCAUCAAGGGGGAUCUGCUUCCCUCUGCUCUCCUCUGGAUCACCACCCGACCAGCAGCAGCCAAUCAGAUCCCUCCUGAGUGUGUGGACCAGGUGACAGAAAUAAGGGGAUUCAAUGACCCACAGAAAGAGGAGUACUUCAGGAAGAGAAUCAGUGAUGAGAACCUGGCCAGCAGAACCAUCACACACCUGAAGUCAUCCAGGAGCCUCUACAUCAUGUGCCACAUUCCAGUCUUCUGCUGGAUUUCAGCCACUGUUGUAGAGAAAACAUCAAAAGAAUCAGACAAAGCAGAAUUGCCAAGAACUCUGACUCAAAUGUACACACACUUCCUGAUGAUGCAGACAGGCAUAAAACAUGUCAAGUACUCAGAGAGAAAAGAGACAGAUGAAGAGGUGAUUUUCAAACUGGGGAAACUGGCUUUCCAACAGCUGGAGAAAGGCAAUCUGAUCUUCUAUGAGGAAGACCUGAGAGAGUGUGGAAUUGAUGUCACAGAAGCAUCAGUGUAUUCGGGAGUGUGUACUCAGAUCUUCAGAGAGGAGGCUGGGUUUUACCAGGGGAAGGUGUUCAGCUUUGUGCAUCUGAGCAUCCAGGAGUUUCUUGCAGCUCUAUAUGUGUUCCUCUGUUUCAGCACCAGACAGAGAGACAUGCCUGGCCAACAGCAGACCUCUCAGCUCUCUGCUCUGUUCAGAGCUGCAACACUUUAUGACCUACACAAGACUGCAGUGGACCUGGCCUUACAGAGUAAGAAUGGACACCUGGACCUUUUCCUCCGCUUCCUUUUAGGCCUCUCACUGGAGUCCAAUCAGAAUCUCUUAAAGCAUCUUCACCCACAAAGCAGUAGCCAAUCCGAUAGCUCAGAGCAAACAGUGCAGUAUGUCAAACAGAAGAUCAGAGAUCAGAGUAGCUCAGACAGAAGGAUCAACCUGUUCUACUGUUUGAAUGAGCUGAAUCACCAUGCUGUAGUGGAACACAAAGAGAGCUCAGUAUAUCUGCAUGUAGAGAUGCUCUUACCAGGAGAGUGGAAGACUCAGAGAUUUAAGUUUCAGAUGUCAGAAGAGCAGAUGGCUGAGUUUGACCUGCAGAAGUACAUAAAGACACCAGAGGAAGAUCAGACUGAACUCCUCAGUUCAGAUGAAGUUCUUCAGAAGCUGCUGCAGUCAGCAGUCAUAUCAGCUCUGCUGGAGAGGUGUAGUCUGACUGAGAAGAGCUGUUCCUAUCUGGCCUCUGCCCUGACCACACACUCCUCAAGUCUCAGACUGCUGGACCUGAGUUACAAUAAGCUGCUGGACUCAGGAGUGGAACUUUUAUGUUCUGCACUUUGUCAUCAACACUGCAGACUGGAAGAACUAAAGCAGAUUGACUGCAAUCUGACUGAGAAGAGCUGUUCCUAUCUGGCCUCUGCCCUGACUGCACACUCCUCAAGUCUCAGACUGCUGGACUUGAGUACGAAUAAUCUGCUGGACUCAGGAGUGGAACUUUUAUGUUCUGCACUUUGUCAUCAGAAUUGCAGACUUGAGGAACUACACCUAUGGUACUGUAGUCUGACUGAGAAGAGCUGUUCCUAUCUGGCCUCUGCCCUGACCACACACUCCUCAAGUCUCAGACUGCUGGACCUGGGUUGGAAUAAGCUGCUGGACUCAGGAGUGGAACUUUUAUAUUCUGCACUUUGCCAUCAAAACUGCAAACUGGGGGAACUAAAUCUACUGUACUGUAAACUGACUGAUAAGGGCUGUUCCUAUCUGGCCUCUGCUGUGUCCACACACUCCUCAAGUCUCAGAGUGCUGCACCUGAGUCACAAUAAGUGGAUUAGUGCAUCAGCUGUAGAGCAGCUCUCUGCUCUAGUGGAGGACCCACACUGUAAACUGGAGAAAAUAGAGUGGGGGGGAGAUUGGGGUACUAAAUGGAAGGAUUACGAGGAGGAAGAUGAUGCUGAGGAAGACAAUGAUGGGGAUGAAGAUGAGGAUGAAGGCCAUGAUGGCGGGGGGAAGAAGAUAAUUGAGUAGCUCAUUAAGUGAGCUUUUACACACACACACACACACACACACACACACACACACACACACACACACACACACACACACACACGCACACACACCAGUGUCUCUUGUGCAGAAUGUCUGGAGAGGAUCAUGAGCAGCACACAGGAAACAGCCUCAUAGCACAACACACACACACACACACACACACACACACACACACACACACACACACACACACACACACACACACACACACAC
This is a messenger RNA of Sardina pilchardus (European sardine), 3188 nucleotides long. RefSeq names its product NACHT, LRR and PYD domains-containing protein 3-like. Gene Ontology annotation, biological process: intracellular signal transduction. The transcript has 9 exons. Lineage: Eukaryota; Metazoa; Chordata; Actinopteri; Clupeiformes; Clupeidae. The record is from RefSeq and is a predicted model, not a curated record. Gene Ontology annotation, molecular function: protein binding. The coding region runs from base 69 to 2954 and encodes 961 amino acids.